UGCUGCUCCCGCUGCACCUGCUGCUGCUCCUGCACCUGCUGCUGCUCCUGCACCUGCUGGACCACCUGCUUCCGCCCCCGUUGCUCCCAUCUGAUCCUCCCGCAUUAAACACAACGUAGGGUCCCGGUUGGUAUAUUUUCGAAAAAAAUGGAUCGAUCGUUGAUGCCACUCUUGCCACAAUGUUUUGCUCAGGCCUUUCUAACAUGCAAUCUAUGGGGAUUGGCGGUGGUUUCAUUAUGAAUUUGUAUAUCAAACAGGAGGGGAAAGCAUACACUUUAGAUGCGCGUGAAAUAUCGGCCAAGGCUUCAACAAGAGAUAUGCAUUUGCAUGAUCCGACAACAACUAAUGAAGGUCCUUUAUCGAUUGCCACACCUGGAGAGCUCAAAGGCUAUUGGGAAGCUCAUAAAAGGUUUGGAAAAUUGAAAUGGAAUGAAAUUAUUCAGCCAACAAUCGAUAUCUGUAAAAAUGGGUUUGAAAUGUCUAAACAUAUGUAUGAUUCAUUGCACACAAACUCAAAAGUCAAAAUGGACAAACAACUACGUCAAAUGUAUGUUGACGAACAUUCCAAUGAAUUCUACAAGCCAGGAACAAUCAUAAAGCCAGAUAAGCUUUGUCGAACACUCGAGAUCAUUGCGGAACAAGGUGGUGACUCUUUGUAUAAAGGGAAACUGGCUGAAAUGUUUGCAAGUGACCUAAAAGAUAUGGGCAGUAUUAUAACUAAACACGAUUUAGAGGAAUACGAGGUACGAUGGAACGAUUCCAUUCCAAUUGAUAUAAAUGGAGAUAUCAUGUAUGUGAUUCCACCACCAGCGUCUGGCAUUUUAGUUAGCUAUAUAGUGAACAUUUUGAAGAAUUAUAAUUUCAAGCCUGAAGAUAUUUCUUCAGUAAACUCAACAAUUCUUACUUAUCACCGAAUAAUUGAAGCUUUUAAACAUACAUAUGGGAAACGAACUCAAAUAGGCGAUCCUAAAUAUGUAAAUAUUGAUGAUCUUGUGAAGAAUCUCACUUCCUCGGAAUAUGCAGAGAACAUAAGACUUACGAUUGAUGAAAACAGUACAAAAGAUGGCCCUCAAGAUUAUGGCGGGCAGUUUUACAUAAAGGACAGCCACGGAACAGCUCAUAUUUCAGUUCUUGGACCCAAUGGAGAUGCUAUAUCUGUAACCAGUUCAGUUAACUUCUAUUUUGGGGCUGCAAUGACUGGUAAUCGAACAGGCAUCAUUGUCAACAGUGGGAUGGAUGAUUUUUCUUCGCCGGGAUUAUUGAAUUAUUUUGGACUACCGGGGUCGGAGCGAAAUUAUAUUCAGCCACAGAAAAGAGCCCUUUCCUCGAUGGCACCAACGAUUGUAGUAGGGAAAGACGGAAAUGUCAAAUUGGUAGUUGGAGCAGGGGGUACAAAAAUAACAACGGCAGUUGCAAUGAUAAUUAUCAAAAUGUUAUGGUUCAAUAACGACAUUAAAGAAGCUGUUGACACCCCUCGCAUACACCACCAGUUGAUUCCAAUGGCGCUACAAUACGAAUUUGGAAAUUUGGACGGAGUUCUGCAAGGGUUAGAAGCAAAGGGUCACAAAACCUUUAGAUAUCGUGAAAGAGGGUCCAUAGUUUGUGGUAUCGCGCAGAAUGGUACUGGAAUAUAUGCCAAUGCAGAUUUCCGUAAAGGAGGCGAAGUUGUUGGGUUUUGAAAUAUGCGUAAAUUUAAGGUAGACUAAUUUAAAUCUGACUUAAAGGUUAUAACACAGACAACAGACGUUUUGGCUCGAUAAGGCCGAUGCAAAUAUUUAAAAAAGUUUUUGUCCCUCGGCCCAGGCCGAGGUAA
Culex quinquefasciatus (southern house mosquito) is the source of this 1813-nucleotide messenger RNA. Its product is annotated as scoloptoxin SSD14. Gene Ontology annotation, cellular component: plasma membrane. Lineage: Eukaryota; Metazoa; Arthropoda; Insecta; Diptera; Culicidae. The record is from RefSeq and is a predicted model, not a curated record. Gene Ontology annotation, biological process: glutathione catabolic process. Gene Ontology annotation, molecular function: glutathione gamma-glutamate hydrolase.